Molecule: messenger RNA, 1204 nt
Organism: Passer domesticus (house sparrow)
Lineage: Eukaryota; Metazoa; Chordata; Aves; Passeriformes; Passeridae
Gene: ERLIN2
Product: ER lipid raft associated 2
Exons: 11
Coding region: 50-1078 (342 amino acids)
Biological process (GO): SREBP signaling pathway
Cellular component (GO): endoplasmic reticulum; endoplasmic reticulum membrane
Molecular function (GO): ubiquitin protein ligase binding; cholesterol binding
Source: RefSeq, a predicted model, not a curated record
CGGUGAUGACGCCAGUGGCGCGCCGCCGGUGCCGCCGCCGGUGCCGGGCAUGGCCCAGCUCGGCGCCAUCGCCGCCCUCGCCCUCGGCGUGGCGGCCGCCGCGCUCCUCUCGGCCGUGCACAAGAUCGACGAGGGGCACAUCGGCGUCUACUACCGCGGCGGCGCGUUGCUGACCUCCACCAGCGGGCCCGGCUUCCACCUCAUGCUGCCCUUCAUCACGUCCUACAAGUCAGUGCAGACCACGCUGCAGACGGACGAGGUGAAGAAUGUCCCGUGCGGCACCAGCGGGGGAGUGAUGAUUUAUUUCGACAGGAUCGAGGUGGUGAAUUUCCUCAUCCAGAGCGCGGUGUACGACAUCGUCAAGAACUACACGGCUGACUACGACAAGGCUCUCAUCUUCAACAAGAUCCACCACGAGCUGAACCAGUUCUGCAGCGUGCACACCCUGCAGGAGGUGUACAUCGAGCUCUUUGAUCAAAUUGAUGAAAACCUUAAACUGGCCUUGCAGCAAGACCUAACCACGAUGGCCCCGGGAUUAAUUAUACAGGCAGUCCGAGUUACAAAGCCAAACAUCCCUGAAACCAUCCGGAGGAAUUACGAGCUCAUGGAGAGUGAGAAGACAAAGCUGCUGAUAGCAGCACAGAAGCAGAAGGUGGUGGAGAAGGAGGCAGAGACAGAGAGGAAGAAAGCUCUGAUUGAGGCAGAAAAGAUUGCACAAGUUGCUGAAAUAACUUAUGGACAGAAAGUGAUGGAAAAGGAGACAGAGAAGCGGAUUUCAGAGAUUGAAGAUGCUGCAUUUCUUGCACGAGAGAAGGCGAGAGCUGAUGCUGAGUGUUACACUGCAAUGAAGGUGGCUGAGGCCAACAAGCUCAAGCUAACUCCUGAGUACUUGCAGCUGAUGAAGUACAAGGCAAUCGCAGCCAACAGCAAGAUCUACUUUGGCAAAGAUAUUCCCAACAUGUUCAUGGACUCUGCAGGGAGCCAGAGCAAAUCUGCAGAGGGACUGGCAGAAGGAAUCCAGGAGGAGGACGGGGCAGGAACCAGUGAGGACACAAAACUACUUCAUAACAUCAACUGAAAAGAAAGAUUUCUAUUCAUUUUAUAUCAAAAAAUCAUGAACUGGGAAAUUCCUUUUAGUUUUCCCCCUUUUCCUGUGCUGAAAGAGAUGAAUCAGAUUUAAUCCUUUCAAUCUUUUAUAUGACAA